AUGAAACUCGAAUUCACCACCCUCGACGUAUUCUCUAGCACUCGCUACGCCGGGAACCCGGUAGCGAUCAUCUCGGUCCCCGCAUCCGCCAAAGCCAGCCUCACGCAAACGCAAAAGCAACGCAUAGCCUCAGAAUUCAACCUCUCGGAAAUCGUCUUCCUACACCUGCCCACUUCUUCCGAUUCCCAGGAACGGCAUAUCGACAUCUUCACUUCCCACGCCGAGGUGCCGUUCGCAGGCCACCCCACUAUCGGCACCUCGCACUACCUGCUGCACACCACCAAGCAGGACGUAACCGCAUUGAUCACCAAAGCAGGUCGGAUAGGAAUAGAACUCGAUCCUGAGACGCAGAAUGUGAAAGCGGAGAUCCCGCAUGAUUUCCAUAGACAUGUCGUCACGUGGACGACCCCCCUUAACGACCUCGCGAAUCCGACAUGCAGUAUCGUGAACGGGAUGUCGUUUAUCAUGGUCCAACUCCCCACCCUCGCAGCCCUCGCGCUCGCAAAGAGCAAUCUCGCAGGCUACACUUACGACACGACGCCCCUAGAUGCGGGCUGGCAGAAUGGCCUCAUCGCCACCAUGUACUUCGUAUCGCAGGGCACUGAUGCGCUCGGUCGUAGGAAGUACCGGACGCGUAUGUUUGGCACGCGAGAGGAUCCCGGGACGGGCAGCGCGAGUAGUGCGUUGGGGUGUUUGCUGACGGCUGGUGGGGGGAAGGAGAGGUUUGUGUUUGAGCAGGGCGUGGAGAUGGGGAGAAGGAAUGUUAUUGAGGUUGAGGUUGUGAGGGGGGGAGAGGGGGGUCAGGAGGGUUGUGCUUGGUGGGGCUGCCGUGGAGGUUAUGCAGGGGAACUUGGAGGUUUGAAUGGGAGUUAUGGGAGAAAAGAAUAG
Molecule: messenger RNA, 888 nt
Organism: Lachnellula hyalina
Lineage: Eukaryota; Fungi; Ascomycota; Leotiomycetes; Helotiales; Lachnaceae
Product: putative isomerase
Exons: 2
Coding region: 1-888 (295 amino acids)
Biological process (GO): biosynthetic process
Cellular component (GO): cytoplasm
Molecular function (GO): isomerase activity
Source: RefSeq, a predicted model, not a curated record